Messenger RNA from Trichoderma virens Gv29-8, 825 nucleotides. RefSeq lists its product as uncharacterized. NCBI's taxonomy places the organism in Eukaryota, Fungi, Ascomycota, Sordariomycetes, Hypocreales, Hypocreaceae. The record is from RefSeq and is a predicted model, not a curated record. The transcript has 2 exons. The coding region runs from base 1 to 825 and encodes 274 amino acids.
AUGUGGGCGCUGGCGCAGGGUGAGGCUCAUGCGCUUCACCAGCAGAUGACGGAGACUGCCCAGAAGCGGGUGUCGACGCUGGAUUAUCUGCGAAAGGCUCACGAAGGCCGUGUCUACUGGUUCAACACGUACCUCUUUGACAAGCCCGAUCUCUCCCGCAUGCCCAGCUUCGACCCUCGCAAACUCUCCCGCAAGGCCACCAACUACCUGCUCCUCGGCCUCUCCAUCCCCACCAUCCACGACCUCUACUCCUCCACACCACUCGAGUUCCUCCGCUGCCUCAAUGCGCUGCUGGCCGAGUUCGACUCCUUCCAGCAGCUGCACGGCGACUCCUCGGCCGCCGCCCUGACCCGCGCCCGCAUCCCCAACAUGUUCCGCCGCCCUGGCACGAAAACCCGCCGCUCGACAUCAGCAGACGUCACCAUUGACGACUCAUCGGCCUUUGGCCAUUCACCCGCCACCGGCUCGAACAGCGCCGGCCCCGCGCCCUCAGUUAUGAACUUUGCGGCCUCCGAGUCCGACCUACUGCCCGGCGAGGAGUAUACGUAUCUUCUAACGCCAUCUCUGCCGUUCGACCCCGACUUCUUCGAGACGUUUGCAACGCUAUGCGAUGUGCUCAUUGACUGCUACACACGCUUCCUGGCAUUGGUGCCGUCGCCCAGGGAGUGCUCAGCCCCCAUUGCCGAGCUUUUCACCAAGGCGGACGCCAAGAUCCGUAAAAUCAUCGUACAGGGCGUGGUCAAGGAUUUUGAAGACCACAGCAGAUCGCACGCCAGGUCCGAAGUGGCGGGACUCGGUAAAGUUGUUUUGGGAGGUUUAAUGUGA